GUGAACAUGUUACUGCUGACAUCUCUUAUGGUCUCACUGGUUUGGUCUUAUGGAUUUGCUCAAGAAAUUCCUCAGCAGAGCCCUAUAUCUAUCACCAAGUCCCGAAAAAGUGCACGCAUGAGCUGCAAAAUUACUACAUUACUGGAAAGUUUUGAUAGCACUGUCAUACACUGGUAUCAACAGAAGGACGGGAACCCCCCAAAGAGGCUACUGUACUUUUCACAGGGGAAGACUUUUGUUGAAAGUGGCUUUCAAGAGGAUAGGUACCUGGCUGAGAAAGUUUCUGGCCAAGAUCGGUGUGUGCUUACAAUAAAAGAUGUAACCCCAGAUGAUGCUGCCACUUACUACUGUGCCUACUGGUGGUGGUAUGCUGAUGUAAAAGUAUUUGGAAGUGGAACCAAGCUGAUUGUUUCAGACAAGGGCUAUUCCCCACCAAAAAACCAUGAAGUCCUGAGUAGUGAAAACGAAAAUAAGCUGACGUAUGUUUGCCUUGUCGAGAAAUUCUAUCCAGAAGUUAUUCGAGUGACAUGGACCGAUGGAAAAAAAGAAGUAACAGACAACGUAGAAAAAGGAGAAAUCUGGAAAUCUGCAGAUGAUGGCCAAUACUCUAUUGGAAGCUGGUUAACGGUAUCAAAGGAGAACAAAAACAAGAAAUAUUCUUGCAAAUAUGAGCAUGAAAGUGGAACACAUUCAUUUGACACUUUCAAAGAAGAUCUUACAACGACUGCAGAGAAUGAGGACUGCAAUGCAGGAAACAGUACCAUUUUUUCUGGAGAUCACUUAAUACACAGGACGGCGUAUUUAGUGUACAUAGUCCUGCUUCUGAAAAGCUUCAUGUAUUACGUGAUCGUACUCUUCUUCAUAUACAGAAUGAGAACUCCAGCUAAGCAACAUGGGAAGAAAACAUGAGAGAAUGAUUUUGUAAAUCUUUGCUAAAACAGCAAUUAUGGUUUUUUUUUUUCUAUAAGCUUGUUAAGUUUGCUUUGCUAUGGAUCCCCUUGCUCCUAGUGCUGCAUUUAACAACAAAACAAAAAC
Molecule: messenger RNA, 1035 nt
Organism: Nothoprocta perdicaria
Lineage: Eukaryota; Metazoa; Chordata; Aves; Tinamiformes; Tinamidae
Product: T-cell receptor gamma chain C region 1
Exons: 6
Coding region: 7-909 (300 amino acids)
Source: RefSeq, a predicted model, not a curated record